AUGAAAUUGAUAACACAUCCACCUAAGCAUCUUCCACCUCAACGAUCUGUGAUUCUCAAAUGGGUAAAAAAUACAAUUUCAAGCGAUGAAGUUAAAGAUGAAUUAGCAUCCAGAUUCAAAUCAAUAUAUGCACUAGAGGAUAUUAUCGGUACUUCGAAUACACGUAACAGGCACAUUAGAAUUGAUUUGGGCGAUGAAACUGAAUAUAAUACAAUGUUGAACAGUGGAAAAGUAACAAUUUUUGGCCAGCUACUCGACUGUGAUGAAUAUUUACCCGCACCGAAACUGUUAAUUUGUUCCAAGUGCAAUCUGCCGGGUCAUAUUAAAAAGAUAUGUUCAAAUUCACAGGUAGAAAUGUGCAGAAGGUGUGGAAAAAACAGAAAUGAUGGUGAAAAUCAUAAAAUGUGUGAAAUAAAAUGUCAUCAUUGCGGUGGAAUUCAUACAUCUACCGAUUACAUAUGUCCAGUUAUUCAGAAAUAUCGUCGAGAAUUGGUGCUUGAGUUACGAAGUCGUCCUGAUCUUUUACCGGCACAAGCCCAGUUGUUUAUUCCCCCUGAAUGUCGUGAGCCUGAGCAAAGAACUAGAGUGUUAGAAAAUAAAGCAGCUCAACACGAGCAACAAUUGAAAAUCAAUCAACAGCCGCAACGUUCAUGCAUUAAAUUCAAUUAUUCUAAUCAAAAUCAAUGGCCUUCAUUACCUUCUUCAUUAUCUUCACACGCAACCGUUGUGUGUGAAGAUAAUGUUAUGUGA
Didymodactylos carnosus is the source of this 750-nucleotide messenger RNA. Lineage: Eukaryota; Metazoa; Rotifera; Eurotatoria; Philodinida; Philodinidae. The record is from the annotation of a GenBank genome assembly.